AUGUUUGCACUUUGCGGUUCCCGAACACCAAGCUUUCCCUACAUUCACAGCGGGCUGCGAGAGAAACUCGGCAAAUUGAGCUUCACGAUUGUAGAGAUGAGCUGGCCUGCGGUGUUUGAUUCUUGCUUUAUCAAGAAUCGGACGUUGACUUACAAUGCUGACAUCGAGGGCCCUGGUGUUGUCUUCAGUUUCAUCGCGAGUGGCUGGCUGACAUUCGGCAUAGUCUUGUGCAAUUAUCUAUUUGUCUUCGACCCACAAACUAGCCCCUUCCGACCUCUGGAAAAUGAUUUACCCACAGCUCGGCCAUUAGACGAGAAUGCCGAUUCGAAAUGGACACCGAAUCCAUUAGAUAUGCUGAUCAGCAACAAAUGCGGCCAGUUGCUCGGUCCGGUGAAAGUUCUACUCGGGCGUAUGAUGCCGUCUUCCCUUGAAGCGUGGUUCGAGCAAAUAUCAACGAGAGAGAAGGCUGAAGACGCAUUUAGGCAGUGUGUUAUGAGUCUUUGUGAUGUGCAGCUCAUUACCGGCAUCUCAAUGCUGCUCAGCGGUUUUGUCUCACUGAAUGAUUUUGACUACAUGUCCCUUACGAGUUGGCUUAUGGUGGCUAAUCUCGCAUGGUUCUCGAACUUGACACAUCAAUGCGGGCUUGUAUUCCUACGCGGGUAUCUCUAUCAAAACCCGCGUGAGAGAAUGUGGAAGCUCAUGCUGAUGACUGGUCUCUUUCUUACGCUUGUCUGCGCUUGGACCCCAAUGAUUGGCGCCAUAGUGUUCGAUGGAUACUUUGGAGCACAGCCGACAACCCCAGCUGCAUGCUUUUAUAACCUUGAGGUUGUACAUGCUCUCUAUGCUGAUGGGGGCAUCAAUCAAGGCUCAAUCACUGGCGCACCUUCAUUCCAAAUCUCGGCAGUCGCCAUCGUAGUGCUCUUCCUGUCGUUCAUCGUGAGGCUCAUUAAGCUCUUCGAGACAUCCUCACGAUUUGUGAGAAACAGGAUAAGGACUCCAGUUAGCCUCAUAUCGAGGAAUCUUCUCUCACGCAUCGUAACAAGCAGCCUCACCCAAAGACAAUAUGGAGCAAAGUUUCAAUCUCGGGUAUUCUGGUUCGAGAACCCCUUCUUGGCAAGCUAUCUAUUCUUGCGCAUUGCUGCAGAUAUAUUCACGUCUGUGUUCGCAGAUGUCACCUGGUUGUUUCUUUCCGCCAUCUUUGGCACGAAGCAACUUGCUUUCCAACGACUGUCGCUUGCUCAGCUCGGAAACGAUCAAAUCAAAUUCGAGACUGGUCUCCUUGCACAGCUCAGCAACAAUAGGUUCGACUUCGGCCAGACCCUUCCCUUAAUGCUUCUGUCUAGCGUGAUGUUGACGACUAGGCAAGCCUUUCAAGCCGGAAGACGAGCAACUUCAUCCUCGCCCGACACGAAAAGGCCACCGUUCAAUACCACUGCAAGCUCUAGGCAAUCCUCCUUUGCUUCUACACUUGUCGCUGCUUCCGAAAAUGUGUCAACCAUUGACGCUAUCCUCUCUCGAGACAUAUACCUAGACUCUGCCUGGCUUGUGCCAACGGUGUUGAACAUUGGCGCUGCGAUAUUCCUCUUCUUCCAGCUUAUUGCCUCAAGCGGCGGUGGCACUGCGGGAAGCCUCCUCAUUUCCAUGGUAUACUCUUCCGCUAUCAUUUGUGUGGCCUGUGGGGCCAUUAUUCUCGUUGGGCUUGCAGUGAGCGAGCUCCGCUGGGGAGCCUGGUUCAUUUGGUGUAUUGCAGUCCAACCACUUGCUGCCAUACUAUGGCUCUCGGCGAUAGUCAUGACUCACGGGGUGUCAUUUGGCGACCGAGAGCAGCUACUAACCAUGGUCACUCGUCUUUUGGCCUUCUCGGGUAUCCUAGCUACGCAAUAUGGUGUGAUCUGCACAGUCAUUCGCUGCUGUCCAAACUGGCCUCAGAGGGUUUUCUUCGCAGCAACAUACAGCUUCGAAAACUCUAAUGACGGCGCGUCGACGGCCGACCGUGAACUGUGA
This is a messenger RNA of Neoarthrinium moseri, 2004 nucleotides long. RefSeq lists its product as uncharacterized. Bases 1 to 2004 code for a protein of 667 amino acids. The record is from RefSeq and is a predicted model, not a curated record. Lineage: Eukaryota; Fungi; Ascomycota; Sordariomycetes; Amphisphaeriales; Apiosporaceae. The transcript has 5 exons.